CGGAUUGAGUGUUAAAGAUAGGACACGGGUGUGAGGCGAGAUUUCGCACCAUUAGAAAUAAAAUAUAAAUGAUCUUGUUUUAGCGAUCUGGUGUGCGCAUUUCCACCGUGUGACACUUGCUAAUCUCUCGGUAGAGUUUCAUAAAUAAAGUUAGUCUUGUCUUACCAUCCUCAGGAUACACAAGUCGAUUGCCCCGCAAGAGGCCGUACUCUCAAAGCACAAAAAACUUAGAAGGGAGAUUUAGAAAAAAAUGGCUGAGGACGAUCCAUGGGCAUUCGACGAGGGUGAUAUUCAACCAGAGCCUGAAGCACCAGCAGCUGCUGCCGCAGCCGAUGGUGCAGCCACCGAUGCUGCUGGACGCCCCGAAGAGGAAGUCCCUUCAGGCGAUGACUCACACUAUCGUAAACCAAUAAAGUGGAACAGGCACUGGGUUAGGCCGCAAUUUCUACAGUACAACUAUAUGUACGACUACCGAACCAAUUACUACGACGAUGUAAUUGAGUACUUGGAUAAGAAGAAUCGAGGCUUGAAACCAGAAGUUCCACGGGCACAGACGUGGGCCGAAAGAGUGCUCAGGACGCACACAAGAAUUGAUGACGUUUACAAUUACAUGUCCGACUAUAGGAGCAAACACCGACCUGUGUUUGAAUGCUGCACACCAAUGAAGAAGGGCGACAGCAAAUUGAUUCAAACACUAAGUUCAUCCAUUAAGGCUCACAACUACCACUCGAGAGCCUACAUUAGCCGGAAGUAUUCCAGCAUUUUGUAAAACAAGUGGACAUUGCGAAGAGAAUAAAAAAAAUCAUCAAAAAUGAAUUCGAAAUGCAAAAUGUACGAAAAAUUUUGAAAAAAUAAAAUUUAUAAAUUGAGAAUCUCAAAUGAGAAUCAAAAACAAAAUGAUUUUAGAUUAAAUCUGACCCAAAAUGGAGCAAAAAAAAACAUUUUCAGAGUCAUCCCAAUGAGAAAAUGACUUUUUGAAAAAUGUUUAAAAGAAUAAUAAAAAAAAAGAAAAAGCUAAAUGUACGUUACGUCGUUUCAAAUCUCGUCUCUUUCUGUAAAAAAAGUAAAUAAACAACAAGAAGAAAUUAUGAAGAGCACCUCAAUAAAACUUAAAAAGAAAUGAAAAAUUGUUAUAAAAAAAUGUUUUUAAGAAAAGAGAAAAUAAUAGUAGAUUUUAUAAUUUUGAGCGGGACUUUAGUUGCAUCGCAAUAAAAAUAAAUUAUUUAUUUAAAUGUAAAUUACGUGAAAAAAAUGAAUUUGUGGAUUUAAAGGAGUUCUGUCGGAUUAUAUCUAGUUUAAGUCCUUUGUCAGAGAAUUUAAUGAAUGUAGAAAUAAAUGAGUUUUAAUGUUAAAAAAA
Molecule: messenger RNA, 1357 nt
Organism: Lutzomyia longipalpis
Lineage: Eukaryota; Metazoa; Arthropoda; Insecta; Diptera; Psychodidae
Product: flightin
Exons: 5
Coding region: 251-769 (172 amino acids)
Source: RefSeq, a predicted model, not a curated record